CGGCCCGGCCGGCGCAGGCCACAGCCCCGAGCGGGAUCGCCGAGCCGAGUCGAGCCGAGCCGGGCCGAGCGCUCGCUGGCCUGGGCCAUGGCGUCUCAGCCGCCGCCUCCCCCGAAGCCUUGGGAGACCCGCCGCAUCCCGGGGGCCGGGCCGGGCCCGGGACCCGGCCCCACUUUCCAAUCUGCUGAUUUGGGGUCCACUUUAUUAACCAGACCUAUACAACCAGCACUAACCAGAGUGCCCCCGCCUAUUCUUCCAAGGCCAUCACAACAGACAGGAAGCAGCGGUGUAAACUCUUUUAGACCUGCUUACAGUUCAUUUUCUUCUGGAUAUGGUGCCUAUGGAAAUUCAUUUUAUGGAAGCUAUAGCCCUUAUAAUUAUGGAUAUAAUGGGUUGGGUUAUAAUCGCCUACGUAUGGAUGAUCUUCCACCUAGUAGAUUUGUGCAGCAAGCUGAAGAAAGCAGCAGAGGUGCAUUUCAAUCGAUCGAAAGUAUUGUGCACGCUUUUGCCUCUGUCAGUAUGAUGAUGGAUGCUACCUUUUCAGCCGUCUAUAACAGUUUCAGGGCUGUGUUGGAUGUAGCAAAUCACUUUUCUCGGUUGAAAAUACACUUUACAAAAGUUUUUUCAGCUUUUGCAUUAGUUAGGACUAUAAGGUAUCUUUACCGACGAUUACAGUGGAUGAUUGGUUUAAGAAGAGGCUCUGAGAAUGAGGACCUGUGGGCAGAAAGUGAAGGAACGGUGGCUUCCCUUGGUGCCGAGGACAGAGCAGCUAACUCGGCAAAAUCUUGGCCAAUCUUCUUAUUUUUUGCUGUUAUCCUUGGUGGGCCUUACCUCAUCUGGAAAUUGCUGUCUACCCACAGUGAUGAAAUAACAGAUAACACCAAUUGGGCAAGUGGUGAGGAUGACCAUGUAGUAGCGAGAGCAGAAUAUGAUUUUUCUGCUGUCUCUGAAGAAGAAAUUUCUUUCCGUGCAGGAGAUAUGCUGAACUUAGCUCUCAAAGAACAGCAACCCAAGGUGCGUGGUUGGCUUCUGGCUAGUCUUGAUGGUCAAACAACAGGACUUAUCCCAGCUAAUUACGUCAGAAUUCUUGGUAAAAGAAGAGGUAGGAAAACCAUGGAAUCCAGUAAACUUGCCAAGCAGCAACAGCCUUUUACCAACACUACGCUAAUUAAAGGAGCCAUGGGUGCUGGACCUUUGGAUGACCAGGAAGCUGCCUUUGAGUCUGUUUUUGUCGAAGUUAAUAAGGGUUCUGUCAUACCUGAUUCCAUUGAGAAAAGUGGAGAUAAACAAGAUCUUUGAUAUCUUUUCUGUUUGCCUGCAGUCAAACUAUAGAGUACUUUAAAAGUUUACUUCUGUUAAAGAAAUUAUCAAUCUACAGUUCAAUGAAAAUAUUUGGUUGUGACUAUUGUGUUGCUGCUAGAAAUUAAAGUUGUGCACUAGUAAAUUGGUCUAGUGACUUGGUUACAUUUUACAGGUCAUUGAACCUGAGAAUGCUUCUAUCACCUAUAUUGUGAGAUUAUGGACACUGCUGUCAUUUUCAUCUUAUUUAAAAUACUAUGUUGUGCAUAGUAUACUAUGUGCAUACUAUCCUGCCGCAGGUAGGGCCUUUGCCUUGCACAUGGCUGAUCUGAGUUCUGUUCCCAGCAUCCUGUAUGGUCCUCUGACCACCUCCAGGAGUAAUUCCUGAGUGCAGAGUUAGAAGUAAUCUCUGAGCAUUGCCAAGUGUAGCCCUAAAACCAAAAAUAAAUAAAUAAAUAAAAUCCUAUGUUAAUUGAAAGAGCAAGAUUGAUAAACUACGGAAUAUACAGUUCGCUACAGUAAGGAUUAUUAAUGUGAGGGGUUUUGGGGGGUUAUUUUAGUUCUAGACUAAUUGACUUUGAGUCAGAAAUUGGGUGACAAAUGAGAACAGGCAAAAACCUAUUUUUACAUUAAACGAAUAAUAAAAAUUAUUUUGAUUUGCAUUAUAUCCAGUGUUGGGUUUGGUUUAGCCUGUAAUGUUUUAACUCCUUAAUAAUCCUUUUGUUGUGUUUAAUUUUAUCUUGAGAAAGUCAUUAAAAUUAUUGUAAAGAAUGUGAUCUAGAAUGGUAAUUAACUCUACUAGUUUUCUUUGAUAGGAAAAAACCUGAAAUUUUUCUUUCUUUAAAGUUAUUUCCAUUUAUUAUUAGAAUCAUACAACUUUUUAUCCCAUUGAAAUAUGGUUAGUUUUUUGUCUUGGAUGAAUUGAAAUAUAUGAAAAUUUAUUUUCUUUUUCUUCAAUUAAUACUAACAUCUUUAGUGUAUAGUUUGAUAUAACUAAUUCUAGCAGUAAUAAUAUCAAUCUUUUCAUAGAUUCUCUGUGUCUACCUAGUAUAAUUGCUUUUUUGAAUCCUACAUUAACACUAACUUUAAACAUUGAAAAUGUUCAUUGAAUAUACAUUUCUUUUAGGUUUAAUAUUUACUACUCAGAUUAUAAAUAAAAUGCUCAUUUCCCAAUUAAA
This is a messenger RNA of Suncus etruscus (white-toothed pygmy shrew), 2477 nucleotides long. It is a transcript of the gene PEX13, whose product is annotated as peroxisomal biogenesis factor 13. The transcript is spliced from 4 exons. NCBI's taxonomy places the organism in Eukaryota, Metazoa, Chordata, Mammalia, Eulipotyphla, Soricidae. Gene Ontology annotation, molecular function: protein binding. Gene Ontology annotation, cellular component: peroxisomal importomer complex; peroxisome; peroxisomal membrane. The coding region runs from base 88 to 1299 and encodes 403 amino acids. Gene Ontology annotation, biological process: protein import into peroxisome matrix, docking. The record is from RefSeq and is a predicted model, not a curated record.